Molecule: messenger RNA, 936 nt
Organism: Dioscorea cayenensis subsp. rotundata (Guinea yam)
Lineage: Eukaryota; Viridiplantae; Streptophyta; Magnoliopsida; Dioscoreales; Dioscoreaceae
Exons: 4
Coding region: 1-936 (311 amino acids)
Molecular function (GO): nucleic acid binding; zinc ion binding
Source: RefSeq, a predicted model, not a curated record
AUGUCGAUCACCACUCAGCAGGAGGCGAGGGAGAGCAGCGGAGUGCCGUUUCAUUAUCCGAUGCUGACAUCGUCCAACUACACAACGUGGGCAAUCAAGAUGGGGGUUGCAAAGCAUAAGACGGCAAAAGUAGUUUGGGACAGUCUUAAGACGAGGUAUGUUGGCGCAGAUCGGGUCAAGCAGGCACGACUUCAUACAUUAAAGAGUGAAUUUGAAUCCCAGCGGAUGAAGCAAAGUGAGUCAAUUGAUGAUUUCGCCGGUAAGUUGAGCGUUAUGGCUAGCAGGUACAUCAGUCUUGGUGCCACCAUGGAGGAUUCUACCAUGGUGAAGAAGCUGCUCGACUCGGUCCUCGACAAGUUCUUCCCUGUGGUUGCAGGGAUUGAACAGUUCUAUGAUGUUGCGAGGAGGCAAGGUGGUACCAGCAGUGGCAGGGAUAAAAGGCACAUCAAGUGCUUCAACUGCAACAAAAUGGGACAUUACGCCUCUGAAUGCCGCACCAAGCAUCGGGAUGAGGAGGUAAAUCUUACCCAAGACAAAGAGGAAGAAUCUGCACUGCAAUUGGCCGUGUGUGCAAAGAAGCCACAAGAUAUAGUUCUGUUAAAUGAGAAGAAGGUGAUACCGAAGCUGUUUUCCACUGGUGAAAACCAUCAAGAUUCCGGCAUCUGGUACUUGGAUAAUGGGCCAAGCAAUCACAUGACAGGACAACGUUCUUUCUUUAGCGAUCUGGAUGAAGGUUUUGUUGGACAGGUUCGGUUUGGUGAUGGAUCCACCGUGCAAAUUAAGGGCAAAGGUGUUAUCUUGUUUGAGUGUAAGAACAGAGAACAGUGGCUACUGACAGAGUGGCAGGCUCCUGUUGAAGGUGAGGCAAUGUUGCAACCGACUGUACAAGACCAAUUUGCAGAUCGGUUCUCCUAUCUGUCUCACUGCAAGCAUUGA